CCCGCCAGGAGCCACCCCGUCAAUGACCGCCUUUCCCGAGCCAGUUGGGCCAGCGGCGGCUCCCGGACCCGGACCAGGACCCGGACCAGGACCAGGACCAGGACCAGGACCAGGCCCGGGCCCCCCAGCCCCGCUGGACCGGACCCCCCGCCACCCCCUACCAACUUUGGCCCGAACCCCGAGCCCCGACAACGACGCCGAUCGGGGCUAGAAGUUGCCCCCCCGUUUGCGACCCCUGGCACCUCUUCCCUCCCCCCCCAAUCUUCCUCCCCUCGCCCCCAUCCCCUUCCCUCCCUUCCCCCCAUCCCGGCGGGGUCCGGCGAGGGCCGAAGUCCGGCCCAAAGUGUCCGGCGGCGGUGGGGCGGCAGCAUGCCGAGGAGGAAGCAGCAGGCACCCCGGCGCUCCGCAGCUUACGUUCCCGAGGAGGAGCUGAAGGCGGCAGAGGUCCAUGGAGACCCCCUGGAGGAGGAAGUGGACGGGCCGGCUCUGGGCAUUCAGGAGAGUGAGUUCCCGGGCCACGAGGAAUCGGAGAUCAAAGAGGCUCAGAGCUACCAGGACUCUCCGGUCAGCACCGCGACCAACCAGGAAGCAGGCUACGGGUCACCUCUCAGCGAAGGCAGUGACCAGCAGGCGCUCUUCAAGACCUCGUCGUCCAAGGAGGAGAAAGAGGAGUCCGCGGGGGCAGACGGGGCCUCCUACCCACAGGACAGUCUGGCCCAGAUCAAGGCGGUGUAUGCCAACCUGCUCUCGGACUCGUGCUGGUCCAGCCUGGCCCUGGACCUGAAGAAGUCCAGCCCCGCCGCCAGCAACUCUGGGACCAGUGGUCCGAGCGAAGGAGCCCCUGGCGCGGGCAUGGGCAGCGGCACCACGGGCACCACCACCAGCAGCAGCAGCAGCAGCAGCAGCUCCACCUCCACAGCUGGCGGGGGCGGUGGCUCGGGCUACGACUGGCACCAGGCCGCGCUAGCCAAGACGCUGCAGCAGACGCCGUCCUACGGCCUGCUGCCCGAGCCCAGCCUCUUCAGCACCGUUCAGCUGUACCGGCAGAACAACAAGCUCUACGGCUCCGUGUUCACCGGCGCCAGCAAGUUCCGCUGCAAGGACUGCAGCGCCGCCUACGACACGCUGGUGGAGCUGACGGUGCACAUGAACGAGACGGGCCACUACCGCGAUGACAACAGAGACAAGGAGGCGGAGAAGACCAAGCGUUGGUCCAAGCCGCGGAAGCGGUCGCUCAUGGAGAUGGAGGGCAAGGAGGAUGCGCAGAAGGUGCUCAAGUGCAUGUACUGCGGCCACUCGUUCGAGUCCCUGCAGGACCUGAGCGUGCACAUGAUCAAAACCAAGCAUUACCAGAAAGUGCCUCUGAAGGAGCCGGUGCCCGCCAUCACCAAGCUGGUCCCGUCCACCAAGAAGAGGGCACUGCAGGAUGUGGCUUCACCGGGCUCUCCCGAGGCCACCGGCCCCGAGGCCGGCCCAGGCCCCGAAGCGGCCAAGGAGCCCAAGGCGGCCAACCCCUACGUGACGCCCAACAACCGUUACGGUUACCAGAACGGCGCCAGCUACACGUGGCAGUUCGAGGCGCGCAAGGCACAGAUCCUCAAGUGCAUGGAGUGCGGCAGCUCCCAUGACACCCUGCAGCAGCUGACCGCCCACAUGAUGGUCACCGGCCACUUCCUCAAGGUGACCACCUCGGCCUCCAAGAAGGGAAAGCAGCUGGUCCUGGACCCCACGGUGGAGGAGAAGAUCCAGUCCAUCCCUCUUCCCCCGACCACCCACACCCGCCUCCCGGCCUCUGCUCCCAAGAAGCCUCCCGACUCACCAGCCGGGGAUGGGGCUGGGGACGGGGUCGCCGAGGAGAAGGCCAAGCCCGAGCGGGAGCAGGAGGAGCGGGUGCCUGCCACCAGCCAGCUGGAGCGGAAGAUCAAGGAGGAGGAGGAGGAGGAAGAGGAGGAGGAGGCGCCCGAGAGGUUUGAGCCGGCCACCCUCUAUCAGUACCUGCGCGAGGAGGACCUGGGCGACAGCCCCCGGGGGGGCGUGGACAUCCUCAAGUCCCUGGAGAACACGGUGAGCAGUGCCAUCAGCAAGGCCCAGAAUGGCGCCCCGGCCUGGGGCGGCUACCCCAGCAUCCACGCCGCCUACCAGCUGCCGGGCGCCGCCAAGCCAUUGCCGCCCACGGCGCAAAGCGUGCAAGUCCAGCCGAGCUUCGCGGCCGGCACCAAACCCCUGGCUGCUGAGCAUGGGGCUCCACUGCACCCUGCCGGCAGCCUCUCCCCGCCCCCGCGCCAGAGCAAUGUGUCUGCCAUGGAAGAGUUGGUGGAGAAGGUAACCGGGAGAGCCGGCGUCAAGAGAGAGGACCGGCCGGCCGACAGGGAGAAGCCGCCACCCCAGCUGCGGAAGGCCGCUUCCCCUGGGGCGAAGGAACCCAAGGACCUGCCCAAGGCCGAGGGGGCGCACGGCAAGCAGCAGCCGCCCCUACCAGGCCCCGAGGCUGAGGCGCCCGGGCCCACGCCAAACGGCACGGAGCCGCCCCCGGCCAAGCUGGCCAAUGGCUGCAACAGCCUGGGCAUCAUCACCGACCACCCCCCCGAGCCGCCCUUCGUCAACCCACUGAGCGCCCUACAGUCCAUCAUGAACACUCACCUGGGCAAGGCCCCCAAGCCCGCCGGCCCGGCCCUGGACCCGCUGGCCAUGCUGUACCGGAUCAGCACCAGCAUGCUGGACCGGCCCGCCCACCCCCCGGCUGCCGCCGCCGCCAAACAAGCUGACGCCACCGCCCCUGCCGCUCCCGCCGCCCCCGACCGCUGCUACUACUACGAGGGCAGCGACCAGCCCAUUGACCUGACCAAGGCCAAAGCCAAGGCACCAGGGGACCCUGGGUCCUCCCCCCCGCGCGAGAGCGCGCUUUUGGACAUCUCGGACAUGGUGAAGAACCUGACGGGCCGCCUGACGCCCAAGUCCUCGACGCCCUCCUCCACCGUGUCGGAGAAGUCGGACGCGGAUGGCAGCGGCUUCGAGGAGGCCCUGGAUGAGCUGUCGCCCGUGCAUAAGCGCAAGGGCCGCCAGUCCAACUGGAACCCCCAGCACCUGCUCAUCCUCCAGGCCCAGUUCGCCGCCAGCCUGCGAGAGACGGCCGAUGGCAAGUACGUGCUGGCGGACCUGGGCCCGCAGGAGCGGGUGCACGUGUCCAAGUUUACCGGUCUCUCCAUGACCACCAUCAGCCACUGGCUGGCCAAUGUGAAGUACCAGCUCCGGAGGACAGGGGGGACAAAGUUCCUGAAAAACCUGGACUCCGGACAUCCUGUUUUCUUUUGCAAUGAUUGUGCCUCUCAGUUCCGAACUGCGUCCACUUACAUCAGUCACCUGGAGACCCACUUGGGGUUCAGUCUGAAGGACCUGUCCAAGCUGCCGCUCGCCCAGAUCCAGGAGCCGCAGAGCGUGUCCAAGGUCCUGGUGGGCAAGGCCCUGGGCCCCCUGGGUCUGGCGGAGGAGGACACUGGCUCCACCUUCCAGUGCAAACUCUGCAACCGGACCUUUGCCAGCAAGCACGCGGUCAAACUGCACCUUAGCAAAACCCAUGGCAAGCCCCCAGAGGACCACCUGAUCUACGUGACGGAGCUGGACAAGCCGUAGCGCGCAAGCGCAUGGGUAUAUGCGAGAGAGCUGCCGCCGGGCCCGGAACAUUGCACUAACAGACGAGCUUCAAGGGACUGCACGGGGUCGGCCUGGGCUUCUCACAGUUGUCUGUUUUUUUUGUUGCUGACCUGUCUUUCUGGACUUUGGUUUUUCCUACACAUAUUUUGUAGUUCUAUUUAUAUGCUCCUUUGUCUGAUCUGCGCAUGGGUUCUCUCUCUCCUCUCUCUUGCCCUUUUUUAUUUUUUGGGGGGGAGGUUUAGGGUUUGUUUUUUGGGUUUUUUUUCCUUUUUUGGUGAGUCAAAGUCUGACCUUUAUUUCCAACAUCUGCUCUUGAUGCUAAGCUUAUCUUUUGUAGAAUUUAGCGGGACCCACGAUUCAGAAACGUUCAUUUAGCCGUACAGAGAGACACAAAGACAAUGAUAAAAAAAGACAUCCUAAAAUUACAAAGUUGCCAUGACAAUAAGGGUCACAGACCGUCGGAGUGGUGGUGUCGCGUUUAACCCUUCGAGAACUGUAAUAGCAUCUCUGUGCCUUUUCCCCCUCAAAGGCAUUUCGCUCAGCUCUAAAGCUGUGUCAGACACACAACUGAUUUAAUAAUUCACACCCACUAAUGAGCUUUUUUUUAUGCAGAACCGGUUUGUGAAGAAAUCCUGCAUGUCGUUGUUGGGAGAAAGAAAUUCUAUAUGGGGCUUACGGGGUUUAAGAGGCCACACAACUGUGGACAUUUCCAAAAUCGUAAUGGUCAUUAUCAGUAACAGAGUUGUCUAUAUAUAUACAUAUAUAAAAAUAUAUAUAUGUGUGUGUGUAUCUAUAU
Molecule: messenger RNA, 4447 nt
Organism: Ornithorhynchus anatinus (platypus)
Lineage: Eukaryota; Metazoa; Chordata; Mammalia; Monotremata; Ornithorhynchidae
Gene: TSHZ1
Product: teashirt zinc finger homeobox 1
Exons: 2
Coding region: 370-3630 (1086 amino acids)
Biological process (GO): regulation of transcription by RNA polymerase II
Cellular component (GO): nucleus
Molecular function (GO): DNA-binding transcription factor activity, RNA polymerase II-specific; DNA binding
Source: RefSeq, a predicted model, not a curated record